Messenger RNA from Myiozetetes cayanensis, 570 nucleotides. RefSeq names its product feather keratin Cos1-1/Cos1-3/Cos2-1-like. The coding region runs from base 1 to 570 and encodes 189 amino acids. The transcript is spliced from 3 exons. Gene Ontology annotation, molecular function: structural constituent of cytoskeleton. The record is from RefSeq and is a predicted model, not a curated record. Gene Ontology annotation, cellular component: intermediate filament. Lineage: Eukaryota; Metazoa; Chordata; Aves; Passeriformes; Tyrannidae.
AUGAGUCCCAAGUGCCAGAGGCAUCGCGUGCAGGCUGGGGACAUUGGCUCGGGGCGCUCCUAUGGGCUUGUUUGCAGCCCCGUGGGCAGGAAGGGCCCAGCUGCUCCCAGCCCUGGAAUCCUCGCUCUGAUGCCAAAAGAGAGGCUUCCCCUGGACCUGGGGCAGUGCAGGACCAGUAAAAAAGCCAUCCCAGCUCUGCACUCUCUCACCCACUUCAUCGCACUUCUUCUCCUUUGGACACAAGUGAGUUGGAAACUCUCCCCAAAAGACAUGUCCUGCUACCAGCCCUGCAACCCUUGCUGCCAGCCCUGCGGGCCCACCCCGCUGGCCAACAGCUGCAAUGAGUGCUGUGUCAGGCAGUGCCAGAGCUCCACCGUCGUCAUUGAACCCUCCCCCGUGGUGGUGACCCUGCCCGGGCCCAUCCUCAGCUCCUUCCCACAGAACACCGCCGUGGGAUCCUCCACCUCCGCUGCCGUUGGCAGCAUCCUCAGCUGCAAUGGAGUGCCCAUCAACUCUGGGGGCUUUGACCUCUCCUGCAUCACCAACCGCUCCUGCGGCAGAAUCUGCUGA